Dicrocoelium dendriticum is the source of this 456-nucleotide messenger RNA. The record is from the annotation of a GenBank genome assembly. NCBI's taxonomy places the organism in Eukaryota, Metazoa, Platyhelminthes, Trematoda, Plagiorchiida, Dicrocoeliidae.
AUGCUCAUCCAGUGCGCAUCGAGAACCACACGCGAUCAGGUGCUAUCCCUGUAUCGCCGCAUAUGGCGAUUUGCUCGUGAGUGGCGUUCUCCCUCUGGCUCAGAUGCGCAGACACGGAAGGAAGCUGACUACAUACGUAACGAGGCUCGAACUUUGUUUCGAAAAAAUGCCGACCUGAAAGAUGAGCAGACGAUCCAGGCUCACAUCCGGGAGGCUGAGUCUCGAAUGCAGCUUGCCCAACACUAUGGAACUCCUUACCCUCGUCUCACCAACUUUCCUCCCCAUACACUGGCUGCUCAGGUCCAUCGUAAAAGUACGAAACAAAUACCUCAUGACCAAUCAUCAUCUGAGACGAAUACGACUCAUGUUUCCAAGCGGACAGAACGGAAUUUGCGGGAAGCGAUUCCCGCCUAUCUCCGGUCGUAUGUGGAGAAAUCAAAUAAAAAGCCUCACUAG